Molecule: messenger RNA, 2420 nt
Organism: Raphanus sativus (radish)
Lineage: Eukaryota; Viridiplantae; Streptophyta; Magnoliopsida; Brassicales; Brassicaceae
Product: lysine-specific histone demethylase 1 homolog 1
Exons: 1
Coding region: 56-2170 (704 amino acids)
Cellular component (GO): nucleus
Molecular function (GO): oxidoreductase activity; protein binding
Source: RefSeq, a predicted model, not a curated record
GUCUUUUCUCACUCAACACCGCAAGAUAAUACACAGAUCCUAAAGCUUCACUGCGAUGGAGCAGGAUCAAGAGAUCCGACCCGAAAGCCCGGAAAAACCGAAUACGGUCACGGAUAGUUUAACCAACGCCCAAGCCUCUCUAACGAAGGAAGCCGUUACACCCCCCAACACCGACGCCAAAAUCGACAAUGACGUCGCCGAAGCAGAUCCAAACCCUACGCCCACCGAGAAACCGCUUCCUAGCGAAUCCGACGAGGAACCGGACGUUCCGAGCAUCUCAGAAUCCCUCGAAGAAGAAGAAUCCUCCGAUCUCGUAACGGAGCCUCGAUCCCAAAACCCUAACCCGCUGGAGCCGGGGCCCAGGGCGAGAAAACGCCGCCGCAGGAAGCGGUUCUUCACGGAGAUAAACUCCUCCUCGGCCGCGAACAACCAGGCCUUCUCCCGCAACCGCCGCGGCAGCGUCGGGAAAGAGCUUGACUCCGAAGCCCUGACGGCGAUGUCGGUGGGGUUUCCGGUGAACUCGCUCACGGAGGAGGAGAUCGAGGCCAACGUGGUGCCGAUCAUCGGAGGGAAGGAGCAGGCGAACUACAUCGUCGUGAGGAACCACAUCGUCGCGCUGUGGAGGUCCAACGUCUCCAACUGGCUGACGAGAGACCACGCGCUCGAGUCUAUACGGUUGGAGCACAAGACGUUGGUGGAUACCGCUUACAAGUUUCUGUUGGAGCACGGUUAUAUUAAUUUCGGUUUAGCUCCGGUUAUCAAAGAGGCGAGAUUGAGGUCUUUUGACGGUUUGGAGCCGCCUAAUGUGGUGGUUGUUGGCGCCGGUUUAGCUGGUUUGGUUGCUGCUAGGCAGUUGUUGUCGAUGGGGUUUAGGGUUUUGGUUUUGGAAGGGAGGGAUAGACCGGGCGGGCGGGUUAAGACCCGGAAGAUGAGAGGUGGGGAUGGUGGUGUUGAGGCGAUGGCUGAUGUUGGUGGGAGUGUGUUGACUGGGAUCAAUGGGAAUCCACUAGGUGUGUUGGCGAGGCAGUUAGGUUUGCCUCUCCAUAAGGUUAGAGAUAUCUGUCCUUUGUAUCUACCUAGCGGCGAGCUUGUUGACGUUGGUGUUGAUUCGAAGAUUGAGGUGUCGUUUAAUAAGCUGUUGGAUAGGGUUUGUAAGUUGAGACAGUCGAUGAUUGAGGAGAUUAAAUCUGUGGAUGUGCCGUUAGGGGAAGCGCUGGAGACUUUUAGGUUGGUUUACGGUGUUGCUGAGGAGCAGGAGGAGAGGAUGCUGUUCGAUUGGCAUUUGGCGAAUUUGGAGUAUGCGAAUGCGACGCUGCUAGGGAACUUGUCGAUGGCGUAUUGGGAUCAGGAUGAUCCGUAUGAGAUGGGUGGUGAUCAUUGUUUCAUCCCUGGAGGGAACGAGACGUUUGUGCACGCCUUGGCUGAGAAUCUGCCUGUUUUCUAUGGGAACGUUGUGGAGAGUGUUAGGUACGGAAGGGACGGUGUUGUGGUUUAUGCGGGGGAUAAGGAGUUCUCAUGCGACAUGGCUCUCUGCACUGUUCCGUUAGGUGUUCUGAAGAAGGGGAGCAUUGGGUUUUACCCUGAGCUUCCUGAGAAGAAGAGAGAAGCGAUUCAGAGACUCGGGUACGGACUGUUGAACAAGGUUGCCAUGUUGUUUCCUUAUAACUUUUGGGGGGAGGAGAUUGAUACGUUUGGGAGAUUAACCGAAGAUUCUAGCACGAGAGGAGAGUUCUUCUUGUUCUACAGCUACUCUUCGGUCUCUGGUGGUCCGUUGCUCGUAGCACUUGUAGCUGGAGACGCCGCAGAGAGGUUUGAGAAAAUGUCGCCUACUGAUUCCGUUAAAAGGGUGUUGCAGAUACUGCGUGGGAUUUAUCACCCGAAAGGAAUCGUUGUUCCUGAUCCGGUUCAAGCCCUCUGUUCCAGAUGGGGACAAGACAAGUUUUCGUACGGUUCUUACUCGUAUGUUGCGGUGGGUUCAUCUGGAGAUGAUUAUGACAUUUUAGCUGAGAGUGUUGGAGAUGGGAGAGUGUUCUUUGCUGGUGAAGCGACGAACAAACAAUAUCCGGCUACAAUGCACGGAGCCUUCUUAAGUGGAAUGAGAGAAGCAGCAAACAUACUUAGAGUUGCUAGAAGAAGGGCAUCAUCAUUGGCUUCAGACAGUGCUAAGUGAGAUCUAAUCUUUAGUUUGGAUUUUAUUUUAUUUUAAGAUAGGAUCUGGAAGUUAUGUCUGCGAUCCCUUGGACUUAUCUCCAGAAUGAUCAGUCUCUUAUCUUUAUUCUUCUGUAAUCCAUUGAGCUCUCUGGAAAAUAUGGUUCACUUCAAAUAUGUCAUAGAUGUUGUUCGUUGGUGCUUGAACUUACCUUCAUCUGCUGUAUCAAGUCGUUGCUCUUUGAGUUUGACUUUGGCUUAUUCUACAACCA